Molecule: messenger RNA, 782 nt
Organism: Moneuplotes crassus
Lineage: Eukaryota; Ciliophora; Spirotrichea; Euplotida; Euplotidae
Source: the annotation of a GenBank genome assembly
GCAAAAAAUUAUACAUAAAAUGGAGAGUUCCGAAACAUUAGACUUAAAGGCAUUGGUAAAACUAGCCAAGCCCCAUCUCCCAAGAGAACACUACAAUAUGCUGAAGAGGGGUCAACUUGUUGUAAAGUUCAAGUAUAUGUGCAUGGACUAUCAGCAAAAUGUCGACUUUGUGAAAGAAGUUAUCGAGAAAUUAGGCCACGAGAAGCUACCCCUCCUUGGAGGAAUUGAUUUCGGAGGUAUAACAGACGAGACUCAUGAAUUAGUACUCAAGAUUCUUUCAGAGCAUUUCCCAGAUGAAAUCCCUCAUUUAUUCUUGGACUGGUAUUCAAAAGAUGGAGAAAUCAAAGCAUUUUUAGAAGUUUUCUCAUCUAUUAGUGAGAGAGUCCCAAAAACCUUGUUUAUCGGUAAUAGAAAUCUCUCAAAUACUGAAUUCUGAGAGCUGUUUCAUAUUUUUCGCAAAACUGAAACACUCGAAUUCAGAAAUGUUGAAAUUGCAGGAGAAGCUUUUGAAUUUAGUUCAGACGCUUCUUAUUCGAUAAAAAGAAUAAUCUUUACAUCAUGCUGCGAGACAGAAGGAUGGGGAGAUCUGACUCAGUUCAGUUCUAUUAUUGAAGGAAUAUCUAAAACCGGUCUGAAGGAUAGUCUAGAGACAAUCACUUUUGAAGAGUGUCCAACAAUAGAUGUGGAUAUGGCUCAGGAUGUAUUAAACAAGAACGAAAUGAGCCAUAUCAUGCUUGAAGUACAUGAUGAUGAAAGUGAUUAUUAACCUUUUUCAAUAUCUU